AUGCGAAAACCAUAUGAAAAAGAAAGGAUUUGCCAAGAAUAUGCAGACUUUGGAAAGGAAACAUUCAAAGCAAUAGGUGUUAUUCUUUACAGCCAGAAAUUCUCCACUGGAACAUUUGAAGAAAUAAAUGCUGUUACUGAUGAAAUGGUAAAGCUGGCCGACAAAUGCUGUGCAGAAGAAGCUAGUCCUGACUGCUAUGAUACUGUGGCCACUAAAAUGUCUGAAAUCUCCUGUGGAAAAGAUUCGCCAUUUCCAAAACAUCCAGAAAUCUGCAAGUGUUGUGGUGAAAAGGGCCUGGAGAGAAAAUUGUGCUUGGCUGCUUUGCGUGUUACUUCUGAGGAGCUGCCUUCUCUCCAAGAGUCCUCAAAUGAUGAGAUAUGCAAGCAAUUUAAACAGGAUCCAAAAGGAUAUUCUUUAAGGUACGUGAUUGCAAAAGGUAUAAAAACAGAAUUGACCACAUAUUAUGGACAAAUCAUGAAUGGCUCAUUUGAAGAGGUCUCACCAAUAGCCAGCUAUCUUCAAGAAGGACUCUCAAACUGCUGUUUAGAUCCACAGCCUGAUUGUCUUAUGAAGAAGGUGAGAAAAGCUUACUGUGUAUACUUGUUUGAGAUUGGAAGAAGGCACUAUCAUGUCUCCGUUCCAGUUCUAGCUUCUGUUUUUGCGGACAUCAAAAAGAUAGUGGAU
Messenger RNA from Lepisosteus oculatus (spotted gar), 684 nucleotides. NCBI's taxonomy places the organism in Eukaryota, Metazoa, Chordata, Actinopteri, Semionotiformes, Lepisosteidae. The record is from RefSeq and is a predicted model, not a curated record.